Messenger RNA from Caenorhabditis remanei, 1758 nucleotides. RefSeq lists its product as uncharacterized. Gene Ontology annotation, cellular component: dystroglycan complex; sarcolemma; dystrophin-associated glycoprotein complex. Gene Ontology annotation, molecular function: laminin binding; calcium ion binding. The transcript is spliced from 5 exons. Bases 1 to 1758 code for a protein of 585 amino acids. Gene Ontology annotation, biological process: axon guidance; muscle attachment; nerve development. Lineage: Eukaryota; Metazoa; Nematoda; Chromadorea; Rhabditida; Rhabditidae. The record is from RefSeq and is a predicted model, not a curated record.
AUGCGACUCCCGUUCUUAGCGUUAGCGUUGCUGGUGACCACAGCCUUCACCGACACCCGUGUAUUCAUUGGAGAGCUAUUCGAACACAAUCUUGGAGACAACUUCACCGUCGCUUCUGGAAAAAACAACCGUCCACUUCCUUCCUGGCUCAUGAUCCGCGACCAAAUUCUCACUGGAAUCCCGACCGAGAACGAUGUUGGCAGACACACUGUUGUGAUCACAUCCAGAGGACGCAAGCCCGUUUACCUGUACCUUAAUGUCGAGGAAGAAGUCAUCAGCCCAUGUGGAACCGUCAACAACACCUUCUGGAUGGAAACCUACCAUGAGCAGAAUGCUACCCUCGCCAACAGAAUUGAGACUGCCCUUGCCAUGAAUGAAUUGGAGUUGGACCCAGAAGUCAAAACCGUUCGCGUCUACUCCUACAACUUCAGUUUGAUCAACCGUAACUUGGAGGAGAUCAGUCAAGAUGCCGUCAGUGGACAGUACAUGGCUAUCUGGAAGGUUGCCUGCGAGGACUUCGAUGAUGCACUGACCUACAUGGAUGAUUUCGUUGAUCGCGAGGAUGUUGACUACGACUCGAUCAAGCUUGCCAAGGGAUUCUUCAAGCCAGGAGUUGCCCCGCAGCCAACACCGGAGCCACUCGAGGAGACCACUACUCAAGCAUACAUCAAGACAACCACUGAAGUCGUCCGUACCACCAGAAAGAUUGCCGACAACAAGCCAAUCCUUCUCAACAGACUCCCAUCUUUCGUUUGCACCAGAGGUGAAAUGUGCGAGCUCCGUGUACCAGCUGAGACCUUCAAGGAUGCCGAAGACGGAGACACUUUCAAGAUGAAACUGUCGGUGUUGGCACUCGAUAACGCUGAAGUCUGGAUGAUCAAUGAGUCGAACAAGGGACUUAUCGGAAUUCCAAUGCGUACCGGAGAAUUCAACUACCGUCUUGAAGCUCGUGAUAAAGCCGGACAGCUUGCUUCUGCUCCAUUCCAAGUCAACGUGAAGCCAGCUCUUCCAACCAAUCACCGCGUCGAGCUUGAGAUGGAUAUGCCAACUCCUCAGCAGAUGGCUACAAACCCAUCAAAGAGAAACUUGCUCAUGCGAGCCCUCGCUAGAUCUCUCAAGUCUCCAGUCCAUAGUUUCACUAUCCAAGAGAUCGGAUCCAAGAACAACAAGACUAUGGUGGCUUUCAGCAACAACACCAUUCCAUACAAGGUCUGUGAUGAAGAUGCAGUUGAUGCUAUGGCCUCCAAAAUGAUCAUGAAGCAGAAGAUGAGAACCAAGACCGAAUUUGUCAAGACUAUGGGCAACCAGUUCUAUGUCCGACGUGCCACCAUGAUCCGCCACGGAAACUGCGACGAGACCGUCGAGAUCAGCACUACUGCUCCAACCAUCCAAUCAAUGCAAGAAGCUGAUUCCCAACUCAUGCUCAUCUGCAUCCUCUUGUUCCUUCUUCUCGUCAUCGCUGUCGCCAUCAUCAUCUACUGCGCUUGCAUCAAGAAAAACGGAAAGAAGAAGUCUACCAGCACCGAAUACGUCUCCAAGGGACUCCCCGUUGUCUUUCCAGAUGAGGUCGAGGAGAAUGACCCUACUCACGCCGGAACUCCAAUGUUGGCUCGAGAAGAACGCCCACCACUCAAGGUAUCGCAACACGAGAACCCAUUGUACAAGCCACCGCCACCAAUCGCCAGCAACUCUCCACGUCUUGGACAUGCCUCGUCGUCCUCUAACCAGAAGCUUCAAUCGCCUUUCAUCCCUCCUUAA